AUGGAGUUCAAUAAUCGAGCAACUGAUAGAAAAGCCUCAAAUCAAUCUCCGGGUUACAAUUAUUUUCCCGAGCAAGACCUUCGAGUUUCAGCUGGCUAUAUGGGUUCAUAUUCAGGGCGGUUCCAUCGUGAGUACCUUCCAGACUAUAGUCACCCUCAACCUCAACCUCAACCUCAUCCUCAUGUUCACCCUCAGUCCCACCAUCAUCCUUUGCUUCAGCCUCAUGACUUGCAUGAAGCAAUUCAGAGAGAGAUUGAAAAACAACGUAUCAGAGAGGAGAUAAUAAUAUCGGAAAUUGAAAGGAGGCGUGUUUUGGAAGCUGAGGUGAGGAGGGAGCUGAUGAUGGAGAGAGAAUUGGCUCUGCGAAGAGGCAAGGAUGGGUUUCCAUUUGGCCCAUCAUUGGGAACUGGGUAUGACUCUACAAUUAGGCUUCCACUUUUGGGGAUGAGAAGUGAGGGAAGGUUCCUAGAGGAGAGGGUUACAAUGCCACACAAUGGGAAGGAGAUGCAGAAUGGAAGGCAUGAGAAUGGAAAGCUUGAUAUCCUACCAUUUCAAAGGUGUGCUACUGAACCGAGAAAUUCGGAAGUUAAGCCUGUCUCAGAGAGGGGGAAAGAGAAAGAGAGAGUAGUUUUGCUGGCCAAACCCCAUGAAUAUAUACCUGGAGAGAAGAGAAAGGCUGCAACGUCCUCUGUCGUGGAUGAUGGUGAGCAUCAGUCAGCUGCUGUCUCAAGGAAGAAAACUAAAGAAGAGUGGAGUUGUGCUCUCUGUCAGGUUAGUGCCACCAGCGAACAAGCCCUAAAGGACCACAUGCAGGGAAAGAAACACAAGUCCAAAGAGGCUGCAUUGAGAGCUCAGAGGGCUGGCAAAAACUAUACAAUUGGUUUUUUUCCAAAGAAACCUGCCUUGUCAGUCACGGUUGUGGGAACUAAAACUCUAUGUUCUGAGGAGGGAGUGAAGUCUGCAACUCAAUCUUUGCACUUCAAUAAGAUGGGAGAGACGAGCUCAAAGAAAAAUAAUAUAUCACUAUUGCAGGAAAACCGAAAACUGGAAAACUUAAAGAAUGACCAAUUGGAAGUUCAAGAAAUGCAAAAGGAUGGAAAUAGUAAGAAAAAAAAAUAUAAAUUUUGGUGUGAGAUGUGCCAGGUAGGAGCCUUCUCUCGUAAGGUCAUGAAUGCUCAUAAGAAUGGGAAGAAACAUGUGAAACGGCUCCAGGAAUAUGAUCAAAAUGGAGCUGCCCCAUCCAGCCUGAAGGAGAAGGCUAUGGUACGAGUGAAUGAUAGGGAAAGGGUUACUGCUGAUGUUAUGAACACAACAGAGGAAAGUAUUGGUGAGGCCGAGGAUGUGGGGAGCUCAGAUGAUCACAAGACCGUUGAUGCUGCCAAUGCAAAAGAUCACAAUGCCAUGGAAAUGGCCAAGCCAGAAGGUAAUGGGACCAUGGUCGCAGCCAAGGCUGAUGAUAAUGAGAACAAUGAUGCUGUCGAGCAAGAAUAUAAUGAGACCUUGAAUGCAUCGAAGCCAGAAUAUACCAAGUACAAUGAUCCAGUUGAGCCAGAAUAUACUGAGGCCAUGAAUGCACCCAUGCUAGAUGGUAACAAGGCCAAUGAUGCAGUCCAGAUGGAAUAUAACGAGGCCAUGGAUGCAACCAAGACAGUUGAUAAUGAGGUCGAUGUUGUAGUCGAGCUGGAAUUCAGUGAAGCUGUUAUUGCAACCAAGCCAGAUGAUAAUGAGGCAAAUGAUGCAGUCGAGCCAGAAUUUAUCCAGGCCAUGGAUGCAGACAAGCCGGAUAUUAAUGAGGCCGAUGGUGAAGUUGAGCCAUAA
Molecule: messenger RNA, 1818 nt
Organism: Fraxinus pennsylvanica
Lineage: Eukaryota; Viridiplantae; Streptophyta; Magnoliopsida; Lamiales; Oleaceae
Source: the annotation of a GenBank genome assembly